GAAUUGCAUAAAACUUAAUGAUGUAUGAGUUAUCCUUCAAUAAAAGGUUUGAUAUAUUUAUAGAGAGUUCAUCAAUCACUGAACCUAUCAUCGUCCACACCAACGAACCGUCGACAUUGAGGGAGGUUGCUAAUAAUUCGUUUGUCACAGAAUCUAUGAUCACCAGUAAAUCAUCAAGAUCAACAAACUCUGCAGAGACUGCCUUGUUAUACACCACUGAACGAUCAACUUCAAGAAAACUCGCUGGGACAACGACUCGAAAUUGUGACCAUCACGAACAGGAGAAAGAGCAAAGCAGUGAUUGCAUACCAAAUAUAAAAACCAUAAAAUUGUCAGUUACAUCGCUUGCUGAAGGAAACAUAUCAAAGUCAGAAGUAAAACAGAAACUUGAUAGCACUCUAAACGCAUUGCAAGCAUUUUCGCAAACCAAUGAACAUACUCCUGCAGAUCUGGAUAGCUCUCUAGACGUGUUGGACAAAAUCAUAGAUUUCUCGAAAACGUCAAAUGUUGCAGUUCCAGAGAUGGUGGUUGUCACGACAAUUGAUAACUUACUGGCUGAAAAUCACACGACUGCAUGGCAGGAUACGGCUACAGAACCAAUGACUGCCAGAGUCAGUAAAAUAUUGAAGACUGUUGACAAAUUUGGCAUGCACGUGUUAGAAAAUGUCAAGCAGAACGAAAGUAUCAGGUUUUCAUCCACAAAAAAUAUAGUUCUUACAGUUGCAAAUAUACCUGCUGACCAGGAUGUCAAUUUCCCGGAAAACAAAGGCAUCCUAAGAUCAUCAUUAAAUUUACCACCACAACUACGCCAUUCAACUGAAAGCAUAUCCUAUUUGGCAGUAAAGUACAAAACAAUCGGAGGCAUACUCAAUGAUAAGACAAGACAGAAGGGCAGUUUAAAAGAAACGGUGGGGUCUGACAUUCUAUCAUUAACACUAAAGAAUUUCCUACCGAAAGGGACAUUAAGACCACCUUUGAAAUUGACGUUUUCAAAAGAAAAUCCGGGUCCUUCUAUCAUCCAAUGUGUAUUUUGGGACUUUAAUCACAAUAAUGGAACUGGUGGGUGGUCAACAGCUGGAUGUAAAACAGAAGCAACACACGAUCUGUACACACAAUGUACAUGUAACCAUUUAACAAACUUUGCAAUAUUAUUGCGGCCAUACUCAAAGGUAUCGUCUUCGAAUAAUAUAUCAUAA
This is a messenger RNA of Ostrea edulis (European flat oyster), 1196 nucleotides long. Its product is annotated as adhesion G protein-coupled receptor L3-like. The transcript is spliced from 12 exons. Bases 18 to 1196 code for a protein of 392 amino acids. Lineage: Eukaryota; Metazoa; Mollusca; Bivalvia; Ostreida; Ostreidae. The record is from RefSeq and is a predicted model, not a curated record.